CCUUCACUACUUUGUCCUCACUGCUAUAAGCGAGCCUGAUUUCUCGACUCUGUAUCUCCAUCUGCCUCAUUCAACUCCUUCUCCCUUUAUCCUUCUCUCCAUCCUCAUUGCACACAGCAUCUUAAAGUAGCAAACGGUACCAGGAAAAAGCUCCAGGACUGGUGUAAGGACACAGAGAGUAAGGGAGGAUGUGGUCUCUAAAGCAUGGCCUCGUCUUUUUUUCAUUCAUCCAGAAAUAUCUGCUCUGCCUUUCCCUAAUUGCCCCUUCAGCGAGUACGGAUGUUCCAAAGAAGAGUCCAUUCUCAUGGAAAACAGGCAUGUGGGGUGAGUGCAUAGCUCCAGAGUGUGGAUCUGCAGGCCUGCAGGUUCGCUCUGUGUGGUGCGUUCACUCCGAAGGCUGGAGCACACACCACUCCAACUGUCACCCCUGGAAGCGUCCAGCGCUCCAGCGCACAUGUGUGAAGGUCUGUGAGUGGCAGCGCCAGCUGUUCGGAUGGCAAACAUCUGCAUGGGGUCCGUGUUCUCCAACUCCUCUCCUGCCUGCUGAACAGUGUGUGACGGCACAACGUGGCCUGCAGAGGCGAACUGCGGUGUGUGUCCUUCAUUUAAACAGCACUACCGUGAGCUCACACAUGUGCGAAGCAUUUUCUCCUACACCCGAGCUGGAGAGAGCGUGUCUGUUGCCAUGCCCGCUCAACUGCGUCGUUUCAGCCUUCUCUCCUUGGUCACCUUGCAGCCGUACCUGUGCUCCCGCCCUACAGCACCGUACACGCCAUGUGUUGGCCCCGCCUCUUUACGGUGGAGCUGCGUGUCCGAGCCUAACGCAGGUCCGACCCUGCAGCCACAGCACUGCCCAGUGUCCUUCCGACCAACAGAAGCACAGCUACAGCUUGUGGGCGGGAACUUGGAGUCCUUGCAGACGUAAAGGUGCGAUGCCUAGUGGAAGGACCACGGUGGACUUUACUAACAGUCUGAGCGGACACGUUGUGGUAAAAUCAUCACACACAGUCAAGCAGAACGCUGGGAAUAUCCUUAUUCAACAUCAUCACCAUGAUCACCACAGGAGCCUCAGGGCAUCAUGGGAUAUUCACGUCGGCUACCAAACCCGGCAAGUCCGUUGUAUGAGAAGUGACGGCAAGAACGCCAUGCUAAGUCUGUGCGAUCAUUCCGGCACCCCUGUAAACUUCCGCUCUUGCGUGAUGCCCAGAGAUUGUGAUGUUACUGGUUGGUCAGCAUGGAGUCAGUGCUCUAAAACCUGUAGGACAACAGACCAAUCACCAGCCUUUAGGAGCAGGAAACGCAGCGUGAGGACAGUGCCUAUUGCUGGAGGAGAAGAAUGUCCUCCCCUAGAAGAAGUAGAGACUUGUAACACACUAGAAGACUUGCUUCCACUUUGUCCCAGGUAUGACUGGAGGGUGACGACCUGGGGUUCGUGUCAGGUGAGACCUCUCAUCAGUCAGCAGGACCAUCGUCACGAUAACAGCAGCAUUCUAUGCGGAGGUGGGAUCCAGACCCGGAAGGCGUACUGUGUCAGGAUAUUUGACAACACAACAAAAUCCCACAUGUCCAGACCUGUUGGGCAGAGCUUCUGCUCCAAUCCUCCUCCAUCGCUGAUCCAGUUUUGUUCCAUUCCCUGUUCUAAACCUUGCCAGCUCUCCCCCUGGUCACCCUGGGGACCUUGUAUCCAUGACAACAGUAUAGAGCAUUCUGGAACAAAAGGUUUCAAAUUCAGGAUGCGCUUCAUUGUUGAGGAGCCCUGGGGUGAGUCCGAGAGCUGCCCUCAUGUGAGCGAGGCGAUGACCUGUGAUCACCCCAUAAGCUUCCAGUGGCGUGUGACGUCACAAGGACCCUGCAUGCCUCAAGACGGAGCUUGUGGCCGUGGAACCCAAGAGCAGACAGUGGAGUGUGUUACUGUGACAGGAGACGUGGUUCCUCCUGAGCAUUGUCCAGGAGAUCCUCCUCCACUCCUCCAGAAGCCGUGCGAGAUGCAGUGUCCUGAUGACUGUGUGCUGGGAGACUGGAGUUCCUGGUCCUCCUGCUCCCACUGCUGCUCCAGCAAACUGCCGCACGGCAAACAGAUCCGCUCCCGUGUGAUUCUCGCACCUCCAGGAGAGCAAGGGAAAGGAUGCUUGCCCGCACCUGUACUAGAACAGUGGAGAGCCUGUGGCACCCAGGCAUACACAGUGUACCACUGGGACACUUCUCCCUGGGGCCCCUGCACUCCAGACUCUGGCACAGACAGAAACAGCACAGAGCAGGAAGAGCUGGAGGAAAGGGCUUGUGGCACUGGGAUACAGACUCGCCGUGUGUCCUGCAGAAGAGCCAGCGGUGGACAGGUGGAGCCAAGCAGCUGUCCUGAAUCAACCCGCCCAGAUCAGAAACGUUCCUGUAUACUUCUAUGCAAGGUCGACUGCAUCGUUACACCUUUUAGUGAAUGGAGCCCAUGUCCAAAAUCCUGCUCACCAACAAAUAUCACUAUUAGCACCCAGUCCCGACAUCGGAUCAUCAUUCAGAGGCCGGCCAGUGGUGGUCAGGAAUGUCCAGCCACACUUUUCGAGGAGAGAGAAUGUGACCCACAACCUCUGUGUCCAAUAUACAGGUGGCAGACACAUCGCUGGCAGCAAUGCAUCUUGGUCCCUGAUUCAGUAAGACAGGCGGUCAGUAGCCAUACUGAAACCUGUGGGCUUGGCUUGCAGACCAGGGCAGUGACAUGUGUUGGGAUGGAUGAUGCUCCUGCAGACAUGGCAGAGUGUGUGCGGUGGGCAGGAGCGAUGCCCAACGCAGUCCAGCAGUGCAGGGUGGCAUGCAAAGAUGACUGCAUCUUCAGCUCCUGGAGCAAAUUCUCCCAGUGCCAGGGCUGUGGAGGCUCACGCACUCGCACACGUUCGCUUAUAGGCCGCAGUAAGAAAUGGUGGCGCUGCCAGCAGGAGACGCUGGUGGAGAGAGAAGCAUGUCCCUGCUCUAAGUAUCAUAUACAAGUCCAUGGACCAUGGUCUCCAUGUCUGCUUCCUGAGCUCCACCAAUCUGCUGGCUAUCCUUUCACUAAGAGGCGUUCCCUUCUGGUUCAGAGGAUCACCCAAUCAUGGCGUAUGCAUGCGGAGGGCAAGGAGUGUGGCCAAGGGUUGCGCUAUAGAGCCCUUGCAUGUCUGGACCAUGACGAGCGUCUGGUUAAUCCAGCUCUUUGCAACAGCAGUGGUGUUGAAGAGGAAGAGUGUGUAGUGUCCUGUCCUCUUGACUGCAGGCUGAGUGAGUGGUCUGCCUGGUCCUCAUGUAGCGCCCCCUGUGGCGGAGGUGUGAAGGUGCGUGCUCGGUGGUUAAGAGAGAAACCUUUCAAUGGAGGACGGCCCUGUCCGAAACUAAACAUCAAAAAUCAGGUGUCUGAGGUAGUGCCUUGUUAUUCUGAGUGCAAUCAGUAUAGUUGGGAGGCUGAGCCGUGGUCCAUGUGUGUCAUCAACCCACACAAUGCUCUCAGCAUCACGAGCCAAACCCUGCCAUCAUGUGGAGAGGGUGUCCAGACCCGGAAAAUCAGGUGUGUGAAGAAGGAAGAGGACAGGCGAAGCAGCGUGAAUGACUCUUUGUGCGGCCAGGAUGAUCGGCCUAUCACUACUCAGGCCUGCUACCUGCCUUGCCCUGGCCAAUGUGUCACAUCCGAAUGGAGCCUGUGGAGUGAAUGCCCUAUGGGCUGUAACGAAAAGGAAUCAAGAUGGAGAAGUAAAAGCGUACUGAGGAUGCCAGGUCAAGGACACACCUGCCCUGAACUGAAUCAGACACAGUCCUGUAGCAACACUACCUGUCUCUCAUACUCCUAUGCAUAUUCAGACUGGAGCAGUUGUCUACUCAGUGACAAUGCAAUAUGUGGCCAAGGAAUGAAGACACGCCUGCUGAACUGCAUCGAUAGUGACGGAAAACUCGUGGAACUCAGCAUGUGCAAGGAGUGGGGUCCUUCAAGAGGGAAGCUGUCUGCUCCAUGUGAAGUGAGCUGUCCUGUUGACUGCCUGCUGUCUGACUGGUCACCCUGGUCCGAGUGCUCACACACCUGUGGGGCACAAAGUCAGAUGACACGUUCCAGAUUAGUUCUACAUCAGGCAGGAGAAGGUGGUAGACCCUGCCCGUCUCAGCUCUCUCAAACAAAACCGUGUCCCAUCAGGCCCUGCUACAGCUGGAUGGUGGGAGACUGGAACACAUGCAGAGUGGAGGGUGCGGAGUGUGGUGACGGGGUGAGGGAGAGGAACAUGUCGUGUGUGGUGCACUGGGGUUCGCUCUCUGUGCCUCCUCAUCCCAAAGCAGUGCCAGAGGAUCUCUGUGUGGAGACCGAACUAAGCAAAGCUCUAGGGACAGAGCUCAGUCAGCCCUGCUCUAUUCCCUGCCCAGGAGACUGUUAUCUGACCAAUUGGUCACCAUGGAGUGUAUGCCAGCUGCUUUGUCUGGACGGACGGAGCUUUGAGACGUGGGGGCACCAGGCUCGAUCCAGAGCCGUGAUCGUCCAGGUGCCAGAGAACAAGGCUUCCUGUCCGAGUCAAGUCUACGAAACACGGCCGUGCCAACGAGGAACGUGUCUCAGUUAUGAGUGGGUCACAGGAGAAUGGAAGGAUAAUCAGAGAGCAGUGUGGUGUCAGCGUUCGGAUGGUGUUAACGUCACUGGAGGAUGUUUUCCUCAGAUUAAACCCUCCACUGUACAUCAAUGCAACCCACUGUGUAUCAAGCCCUUCUCAUUCUGUACUCAGAGUGGGACGUGUGGCUGUGAGAAGGGUUUCACCGAGGUCAUGACCUCUAAUGGCUUCUUGGAUUAUUGUACAAAAACCCCUGGGUCUGAUUAUAAGAAAGCAAAUGCGAAGAGAAGUGGGGGACGUCUGAGACGCAUGCACGAACAGAACGAGAGGACGGCCUGGACUCUGCAGCCGCUCGGCCCAGAUGGGCGGGUCAGGCUGUGGGUGUACGGGCUAAUGGCAGGUGGAUUCAUCAUGAUAGUUCUCAUCAUCGCAAUGUCCUUUCUGCUGUGCAAAAACCCUAAGGAUGAUCCGAACUCCUGUAGGACGCAAAGGGCAUUAGCGCUGGCCUAUGACGGUGAUGUGGACAUGUGAUCUGCUCAUGACACCACCGCGGACAUGUGUGUGUUCUGCUCCUGACACCACAACUCCUGCUUAUGCAACUCAGAGACCUCCUGAGACAAACCAAGGUCAUUCCAGCUGCAAGAACAAUACAGUUUAAAACCAAGCCCUGUGCCUCUACAUGUAGUGUGUGUGCUUUUGUGGUUUGAUUGCGUUUUUUCUUUUUUUUUUACAAAACAAAUUUGUACAGGGGUGUGGGCUAUUUAAAAAAAACAGCUGGAGAAUUGUUACAGAGGAGAAAUGAAAAUGGAUUAUUCAUUUUUUUUGUCGGAAAAAGACUUCCUUUAUGCACUAUAUUAGUGCAGUAUCAAGUAAAAGUGCUUUGGUUUUGUUGUCUAUAUUGUAAACCUACAUGUUGUUGUUGUUUUUUAUGAUGCUGGCUGUUCACUCUUCUUGAGGCUGACUACCACUGUUAAAUCCAGACAUCGGAUUGACAUCGCUUGUGGCUUCAUUUAGUCACAGAAAUUUGGGCUCGUGAGAAUCAACAGCAACUAUAUCGCUAUUUUGUGAUAUGUAUGUCAUAACUGUGUCCGG
Messenger RNA from Clarias gariepinus (North African catfish), 5642 nucleotides. RefSeq names its product thrombospondin, type I, domain containing 7Bb (gene thsd7bb). Gene Ontology annotation, biological process: cell adhesion. Lineage: Eukaryota; Metazoa; Chordata; Actinopteri; Siluriformes; Clariidae. The coding region runs from base 189 to 5081 and encodes 1630 amino acids. The transcript is spliced from 28 exons. The record is from RefSeq and is a predicted model, not a curated record. Gene Ontology annotation, cellular component: extracellular matrix.